UUAAGCAUAGCCGCUUUCAAGAUGCUUGACAUAAAACUAAUGGUGAUCUUGGCCUUGGUUCCCAUUCUUCUACUGUACUGUAUAUCAGUCAGGUCAACCACCCUUUGCCUUGGCUUUACAUCCUCACACCUUCAGGACAUGCCAAGCACUGUAGAAUUAAGUAUGGCUGCAAGCUCACUCUUCAUAGCCAAGACUCCUGUCUUGCUUUAGUCAGUGAUGACAACGUUCGGUUUCAAGUCAUAUUCUUCGUCAACCGUGGAGAACGAGUACUUUAUCCUUUUACGGAGCGCAGUUAGCCACAUUGGCAAAUAUAAGUGUCAUGGACUUUUGUCAGGAGAAAUGCAGCAGGAAUGUCAUACGCACUCUUCCUACUUCCAGGGCAAGGUACACGGGCUGAUUUGGUGGCUGUCCGAUGAGAUGAACGCAGUGAUGGUAAAUGAGACACAAGAGUGUCAUCAGUGCUACCCAUAAGGGUGCCUGGAAUAGAG
This is a messenger RNA of Lobosporangium transversale, 488 nucleotides long. RefSeq lists its product as hypothetical. The record is from RefSeq and is a predicted model, not a curated record. NCBI's taxonomy places the organism in Eukaryota, Fungi, Mortierellomycota, Mortierellomycetes, Mortierellales, Mortierellaceae. The transcript has a single exon. Bases 217 to 471 code for a protein of 84 amino acids.